GCCAAGAUCCAUCCUCAAGUAGAAACUGUAAUCACUUGCUACGGAAAAAUGCUGGUCAAGCACUGGCAAUUCUGGCAAUGGAGAGUACAGAUAACUGUUUGGUUAUGUUAAUGGAACCAGGGUAUGUGUUCAUUAGAGAACUUACAACUAUGAUCCAUGAUAACAGGUACAAAUGUACAGCAGCAAGCCUGCUGUGGAAUAUGUGCGAGCAUGCUCAGCCUGAGCUCAGCAACUCAGACCUGAAGGAACUGUCUUACAUCUUACGAGAGGUGCUGGAACGAACAAUGGAUGCAGAAGGGGCAGAACUAGAGGUCUUUAUUGGCCUUAGUUCACAAAUAUGUAAAGUCAUUCCUGAAGACUUUGCCCGAGAAGUAGAGCAUGGUCAAAUUAAGGAAAAAUUCGUAAAGAGGCUUGUCGAUGUGCUUAAUGCACAUAUGAGACCCAGUGCCCAUUGUCCUGGCAUCAGGAGGGUAAUUGUUCAGCAUGCCAUAUACUUGAUGGAGUUCAAUUCUCGCUAUGCAAAUGAUUUCCACAAAUGCUGGAUGGUGGAAACACUAUCAAUGGUAGAACGUACGCCCUCGAGAUCUGAAAACUACAAGUUGUUUUCAGGAGACACAGGACUCAUGGAGCACAACACACCACUUUCCGCUCUUGUGGCCAGAGCAAAAGAGCUGAUGGGUCGUGAAUGGGUAAGGGGCAUCAGCAGCAGUGUCAACUGAGAUAUAUGUAAUGUAGCUGGACUAAGAGUCUUAAUACUUUCAAUAAACAUGCUCAAUUUCCUCAAGAAAACCAUAUGUAUGAUACAAUUAAACUCCCACAAUGUAUACAGUACGAAGAUUGUAAGAAAAGCAAGUUGAACUGAGCCCCUCGAGGACCGAACUGUAGCAGCUCUAUGCCUCUAUCUUUUUGGUGAUUGGACAAAGGAGUUUUAGAA
Molecule: messenger RNA, 934 nt
Organism: Oryza sativa Japonica Group (Japanese rice)
Lineage: Eukaryota; Viridiplantae; Streptophyta; Magnoliopsida; Poales; Poaceae
Source: RefSeq, a predicted model, not a curated record